Messenger RNA from Musa acuminata subsp. malaccensis (wild Malaysian banana), 3352 nucleotides. Its product is annotated as kinesin-like protein KIN-UB. NCBI's taxonomy places the organism in Eukaryota, Viridiplantae, Streptophyta, Magnoliopsida, Zingiberales, Musaceae. Gene Ontology annotation, cellular component: spindle microtubule; mitotic spindle. Gene Ontology annotation, molecular function: ATP binding; microtubule binding; plus-end-directed microtubule motor activity. The record is from RefSeq and is a predicted model, not a curated record. Gene Ontology annotation, biological process: spindle elongation; mitotic spindle assembly; microtubule-based movement.
UGUCUCUCUCUCCUCUCGUUCUCGUCUCCGAUCGCUUCUCGGCGGUUGUGAUCGAGGAAGUAGUACCGCAUUACGUUGUAAGAGAAGAGGCGAGGGCUUCUUCUGCUUCUUGGCCUACUUCGAUCGACGGUGGGGGAUGGCUUCCGGGAGCUACAGGAACGGAGGCCCCAAACCGACCUCCAAGCUCGACCGCCUGCCCCCCUCCACUGCCUACUCCACGCCCAAACCCUCCGCCAAGCCCAGGCCCUCCGCCGCUCCCGUCCCUCGUCGUGGCGGCUCCGUCGCUCCUGCCGCUGCCUCCGCCGGCAAAGCCGGCGGCGAUGCUGGAGUUCCUGGAAGAGUUAGAGUGGCUGUAAGACUUCGGCCUAGAAAUGCAGAGGAAACAAUAGCAGAUGCAGAUUUUGCUGACUGUGUUGAAUUGCAGCCUGAGCUUAAAAGGUUAAAGCUCCGCAAGAACAAUUGGGAGUCAGAAACCUAUGAAUUUGAUGAAGUGCUGACAGAAUUUGCCUCACAAAAACGUGUAUAUGAAGUUGUUGCAAAACCAGUUGUGGAGAGUGUUCUGGAAGGGUAUAAUGGUACAGUUAUGGCCUAUGGACAGACGGGUACUGGAAAGACUUAUACUCUUGGAAGGCUUGGUGAGGAAGACACUGCAGCACGAGGCAUUAUGGUCCGUGCAAUGGAAGACAUUUUGGCAGAUACAUCUCCAGAGACCGAUUCUGUUUCUGUAUCAUAUUUACAGUUAUACAUGGAAAGCAUACAGGACCUUCUUGUUCCUGCAAAUGACAACAUUGCCAUCAUAGAAGAUCCAAAGACAGGAGAUGUUUCACUACCAGGGGCUACCAGUGUAGAUAUUAGAGAUCAAAAAAGCUUUAUGGAGCUCUUAAGAUUAGGAGAAGUGCACCGUUUUGCUGCUAAUACAAAGCUGAACACCGAGUCAUCUCGGAGCCAUGCUAUUCUAAUUGUCCAUGUUAAGAGGUCACUUAAGGGAAGGCAUGAUGCAGAUCAUGGUUUUCCCAGUGAGAAUGGUACUAAUUCCACCUUGGUCAAAUCUUUCAGACCGCCCAUAGUUAGAAAAAGCAAACUUGUUGUUGUGGAUCUUGCCGGUUCAGAGAGGAUUGAUAAGUCAGGAAGUGAGGGGCAUACUCUAGAAGAAGCAAAGUCGAUUAAUCUAUCAUUAAGUGCUUUAGGCAAAUGCAUUAAUGCACUUGCUGAAAAUAGUCCACAUGUUCCAGUUCGUGAUUCAAAGUUGACAAGACUGCUUCGAGAUUCAUUUGGAGGAAGUGCAAGAACUUCGUUAGUGGUGACUAUUGGUCCAUCUCCUCGCCAUAGAGGAGAAACUGCAAGCACCAUAAUGUUUGGACAAAGAGCAAUGAAGGUGGAGAACAUGGUGAAACUAAAGGAAGAAUUUGAUUAUAAAAGCUUGUGCAGGAGGCUUGAUAUUGAGCUUGAUAAGUUAAUGGCAGAGAAUGAAAGGCAAAGAAAAGAUUUUGAAGAUGAGAUUGAGAGAAUAAGGACAGAAGCUGACAGCCGAGUUGCUGAAGUUGAAAAAGGCUACAAUAACACUCUUGAGAAUGAGAGGCUAAAGUACCAACAAGACAAUAUGGACUCAAUCAAGAAGGUUGAGGAGAAGUGGAUGGCUAAUGUGAAUAGAGCCAGAGUAGAACAUCAGAGUGCGUGUCUAGAAAAGGCUCCAACAACAUCCAGCUCAGCUGAUAUUGUCGAAGUCAGACAGUUACUCGAGAAUGAAAAGAUAUUGCGACAAUCUACAGAAGAGGUGGUUAUGAACCUCAAAUGUGAAAUAUCACACUGGAAAAGAUUAGAGGCAGCUGGCAAUUCUGAAAUUGUGAAACUUCGCAAGAUGCUGGACAGUGAAGCCAAUCAGAAACAUAAACUUGAAGAAGAAAUAGCAAUACUGAGAAGUCAGUUGUUGCAGUUAAGUUUUCAAGCCGAUGAGACAAGUAGGAGUCUUGACAGAGGUGAGUCUGGAAAAGCCUUAACUGGAUUUGAUUCCCUUGUACCACAAGCUAGGCAUCCCCAGCUUAGAGAUUCAGCAAAUGGACCGAAGGCCUCAAUUGCUAAACUUUUUGAACAAGUGGGUUUGCAAAAAAUAUUGUCAUUGCUUGAAUCAGAAGAUCAUGAUGUUCGAGUUCAUGCAGUGAAAGUUGUAGCAAACCUGGCAGCCGAAGAAGCAAACCAGGAUAAGAUUGUAGAAGCUGGUGGUCUUACGUCAUUGCUGAUGCUUCUAAGAAACUCAGAGGAUGAGACUAUACGUAGAGUAGCAGCUGGUGCAAUUGCCAACCUUGCGAUGAAUGAAACCAACCAAGAGCUCAUAAUGGCUCAAGGUGGCAUUGUCUUGUUAUCUAUGACUGCUGCUGAUGCUGAGGACCCUCAAACACUUCGAAUGGUUGCUGGAGCCAUUGCUAAUCUAUGUGGAAACGAUAAGCUACAGAUGAAGCUUAGUGUAGAAGGUGGCAUUAAAGCCUUGCUAGGUAUGGUUAGGUGUGGGCACCCUGAUGUUCUCGCACAAGUUGCACGUGGCAUUGCAAACUUUGCAAAAUGUGAGUCACGAGCUUCUACUCAAGGAAAUAAGGUGGGUGUAUCUCUCUUAAUUGAAGAUGGAGCUCUUCCAUGGAUUGUAAAAAAUGCCAACCAUGAUGCUUCACCUAUAAGACGCCACAUUGAGCUUGCACUGUGCCACUUGGCACAACAUGAAGUCAAUGCAAAAGAUAUGAUCAGUGAGGGAGCUUUGUGGGAACUGGUUCGCAUCUCACGUGAUUGUUCACGAGAGGAUAUUAGAAUGCUGGCACACAGAACUCUGAUCUCAAGUGCUACUCUCCGGACAGAAUUGAGACGAUUGCACAUUGAAUUUUAAGAUGCUAAAAGUAGCCUGCCAUCUGCACAGUAUCUUGGCUUAGGUGUAUCUGGUUGUUUGUGAGCUUCAUAUCUCAGAGCGUUUGUAAAAGAAGAUAACAAAGGUUUGCCUAGCAUCUGCUUAGUACAAAACCAGUGGCUCAUGGAAGUAACUAUCAUCCUUCAGCCAAAAGAGGUCAAGUUUUUCCUGCCAUUGGUCAGUGUCUGUUCAAACUGGUUAUGACUUGAGACCCUAAAUUCGGAUCUGCCCACACUGCAAAUGUAUUUGUGGAAGGUAAAUAGUGUGUAGAAAAUAACUGAGGUGGUUUGAGUUAAAGACAACUCUGGACGAGCUAUACUCGAUCCACCAUUCACCUGUAUUAAUUGAUAAUUAACCUGUUCACUUGAGAUUUUGACACAGUUUGUGUUCAUACUUUAUCAGUCCAAUAUUGAAACACAUUCGAUGAUCGACAGAAAUGAAAAGCCAUCGUAUGUUGGAACA